CUUUCUCCAUUUCCCCCUUUCUUUCUUUCAUUCAGACAGAAAUCAAAUCACACAACCCCAGCCAAAAAACCCUAGCACUUUAAGCCUACACAACCGCCGCAAGGAGUGGCAUACUGCCGCGUCCGUCGCACUCAAAGUUCGCCAUCCGUCCGUCUAUCUAGCUUCCCUCGUGAUCCAAGUCUUCAACCCCUGUUCGCUGUUACCGAUCGCGGCUGCUUCCUCGAGCUCGGCGUCCGUCGUCUUUGUCUGCUUAGCCGCGCUUCCGUCGCCGUUUGUUUGCCGUUCACGUUCGCGUCUUCGUUCAGCUGUCGUCUUCGUUCGCCUUCUUCGCCGUUCACGUUCGCUCGGCGUUCGCUGUUCGCGUUCACUCGCCGUUCACCGUUCGAGUUCGCAUUCGUGUUCGUCUGGAAGCCACGUUGCUCUGCUUCAAACACUGCGACCAACCCGUGCGCUCCACCUAGCCGUCGAACUGCUCCCUUUUGUCGCCGCCAGAACUUGAAGUUGUUUGUUGGAAGUUAUAACCCGACUUAUCACUUUAUCACUCCUUUUCUUCCCUCCCCAUGCCAUCACUUUGCAAAGCAAUCUCCACACUCCAUUACUCCAGUCACCCACAAAUCCUAUCACCCAUUCCCCCCACAGUCCCUCACUUCUUAUUCUUCUUCUUCAAUCAUCACCACGAGCAAGCCAGUUAUGCUGUUGCACAUGACAACGCUGUGAGUCCGUCUCGCCAUCCCUAUUGCCAUAGCUAUGUCCUCUGUUCGCGCGCUCCUAUCUACUUCACUUUCCCAGUCACCGUUGUCGUCGAUGUUUCUUAAUUCCAGUCCCUCAAUGGAGAUGUUUCAGUUGUGUACUUAUAAACGACCAACUUAUGAUCAUCAAGUUUUGAGGACUUCACUUAGUUAUGCCCAAAGAAGAUUGGCAGGCAUACCCAGGAAGCACAGAAAUGCUUUGUGGGUAUCUUUUUGUCCCAACGAGGAGUUAUGUAGGCCUCAUUGUAGUUGCAAUUUGCGCUAUCAGAAUAAACAUGCCAGAGACACGGUUGCAAGAUGCGAACUUGCAGCAGCGGGAGAUAGUCACUCAUUGUCAGCGGAUCUGAAAAUGGAAUCAAAAGUUAGGGGAGCUUGUUUUUAUGCUGUCACUGCCCUUUCCGCCGUGUUUCUUUUUGUGCUGAUGCUGGUUGGACAUCCAUUUGUACUACUAUUUGAUCGUCAACGAAGAAAAUUUCAUCAUUAUGUUGCCAAAGUCUGGGCUUCACUCACAGUUGCUCCAUUUUAUAGAAUAAAAUUUGAGGGGUUGGAGAAUCUGCCACCUCCUGAUACUCCUGCUGUGUAUGUUUCCAAUCAUCAGAGUUUCCUUGACAUAUAUACUCUUCUCACUCUAGGAAGAAGCUUUAAAUUCAUAAGCAAGACUGGGAUAUUUCUCUUUCCGAUAAUUGGGUGGGCAAUGUUUCUUCUAGGCACCAUUCCUUUGAAGCGCAUGGAUAGCCGAAGCCAGAUGGAUUGUCUUAAACGAUGCAUGGAUCUUAUCAGGAAGGGAGCCUCAGUCUUUUUCUUUCCAGAGGGAACACGCAGUAAAGAUGGAAAACUAGGUGCUUUCAAGAAAGGUGCCUUCAGUAUUGCUGCCAAGACAAAUGCUCCAGUGGUACCAAUAACCCUUAUUGGAACUGGUCAAAUCAUGCCAGCUGGAAGAGAGGGUAUAGUAAACGUAGGUUGGGUAAAAGUUGUUAUUCAUAAACCUUUAGGUGGGAAAGACGCUGAAAUGUUGUGCAAAGAAGCUAGGACGACAAUCGCAAGUGUAUUGUAAUCACUCAAACCUGAGAGAUGCUAUGCACGAGUUCUUUUUCAUUUCUUCCCUGUUACAUAACUCAGCAACUUCGAGGGGAAAAUCCCAUAGCCACAUUUGCAUUUGUGGGGUCAUGAAUUAGAAACUUUAAAAGAAAUUAAAGAGGGAUUGUGAUCCCUAAUGAGAGGAUUCUGAUCCCAACCA
Arachis ipaensis is the source of this 1986-nucleotide messenger RNA. The record is from RefSeq and is a predicted model, not a curated record. Lineage: Eukaryota; Viridiplantae; Streptophyta; Magnoliopsida; Fabales; Fabaceae.